ACAGUCAGUUCAUUUCUAGCUUUCUGGCUGGGUAGUCGUGUGGAUCUUCGGAUUCUCCAGGUGGGAAUCAUAAAAGAGACCCAUUAUCUUGCGUGGAAUUCGCUCAUUUAAAUUCGAGACGAACCAUGAAGUGCCUGAUAGUGUUUGCGGUGAUUGUGGCCCUGUUUGGUGCCUUUGCCGGCUACGGUUACCUGGUGUUCACGGAUCUCACAAAGCCGCUGCCCAAACCGGAGUUCAAGGAUGACACUUAUUGGGGCCCAGGCGAUGUCAAGGACUAUAAGCCGGACACCAAGCUCUAUGAAUUCAAACUGAAUGUGCCACAGGAGGAGAUUGAUGAUCUUAGCCAGCAGCUGAAUCGCACUCUGAAGCUCACCGAACCGCUGGACGGAAUUUCCUUUGAGUAUGGCUUCAAUACCUAUGCCUUGGAGCAGUUUGUGGACUACUGGCGGGACAAGUACCUGACCAAGUGGGAUGAGCGUCAGGCUUUGUUUAACUCUUUUAAGCAGUACACCACCGAGAUUCAGGGUCUAAACAUCCACUUUAUCCAUGAGAAGGCCUCGCCGGAGGCCCAGGAGAAGAAGCAUGUGUAUCCCCUGCUGCUGCUCCAUGGCUGGCCGGGAUCAGUGAGGGAGUUCUUUGACUUUAUCCCCAUGCUCACCAAGGAAACCAAUAUUACGGACUAUGCUUUCGAGGUGGUGGCACCUUCUCUGGUGGGCUAUGGCUGGUCUGAUGCCGCCACCCGUCCCGGCUUCAAUGCCGCCGAAAUGGCCACCGUAAUGCGCAACCUUAUGCUGCGUUUGGGCCACAAGAAAUUCUUCAUCCAAGGCGGUGACUGGGGCAGCAUUAUUGGCAGCAAUAUCGCCACUCUUUACCCAGAGAAUGUCAUUGGUUAUCACUCCAACAUGUGUGUUCUGCACUCUCCCCUGGCCAUCCUCAAGGGCAUCUAUGGCAGCUUCUAUCCGGAGAAGUACCUGCCCUCGAGAUUCUUUUUUGAUCAUCAUUUCCCCAUUUGGGACAAGUGGCUGGAGCUGCUUAAGGAGAGCGGCUACUUCCACAUUCAGGCCACCAAGCCGGAUACUAUUGGAGCUGCCUUGACCUCCAGCCCGGUGGGUCUAGCUUCGUACAUCCUAGAGAAGUUCCAGACCUGCACAAAUCCUGGUUUGCAGCAGGACUUUGGUGCCAUUGUCACGGUCUUUGGUCUGGAGGCGGUGCUAGACAACCUGAUGGUUUACUACCUGACCAACUCGGCCACCACAGCGGGGCGUUUCUAUCUGGAGAAUGUGUCCAAGGCGUACCGGGAUCUGCAACUGGACAGGGUUCAGUCACCCGUUCCCAUGGGCUGUGCCCGCUUCCGCUAUGAUCUGCCUUCGGUUACGGACUGGCAGCUGAGGGACAAGUUCCCCAACCUAAAGCACUCCAUGUACUUCCAGCAGGGCAGCCACUUUGCUGCUCUGGAGAUGCCAGCUAUGCUCUAUAAUGACUUUACCGCCUUUGUGGGCAAGCUGGGUCUGCAUGGCGAGCAGCCAAAAUAAAUUUUUUAUAUUUUAUGUUUUUACUAAAA
Molecule: messenger RNA, 1561 nt
Organism: Drosophila kikkawai
Lineage: Eukaryota; Metazoa; Arthropoda; Insecta; Diptera; Drosophilidae
Gene: Jheh3
Product: Juvenile hormone epoxide hydrolase 3
Biological process (GO): epoxide metabolic process
Molecular function (GO): epoxide hydrolase activity
Source: RefSeq, a predicted model, not a curated record